This is a messenger RNA of Pocillopora meandrina, 8998 nucleotides long. NCBI's taxonomy places the organism in Eukaryota, Metazoa, Cnidaria, Anthozoa, Scleractinia, Pocilloporidae. The record is from the annotation of a GenBank genome assembly.
AAAUGAACUAAAAGAAAUCAUUAAACCGAAAGUCAGACUGAAGAAGGCGGAAAUCGACGUGAAAUACUACUGUUACUAGUGUUUAGCGGUGUUUAACCAGUUUAUUUUUCUGUACGUAAUAAUUUCAGCUCCGACGAAGUGAUUUCAGAUCACCAUCACCGCGUGACACUGAACGGAAUAGAUACAGGACCUUCACUUCCCGAACAUACCAACAAAGAUUUGGUAAGCCAACUCAUGUUAACUUUUGAUGUAUGAUGCCUAAAAUUCUUACUGAAAUGAAAAAUGUUGGUAAACAUCUGAGAGCAACUCAUCACCUCUAUUUUCAAACAUCUUUUUUUAAGACGAACAGUAGACAAAAACGUCUUCGCGGAUGUCCCCUGCAAACAAUUUUGUCUGACAAAAUUUAGGAGCGCCUAUCUAUUCCAGAAUCCAUGACAAAAAUCUUGUGAUUAUAUUUUGAUCAGGCGGUGUGUCCACUCCGAUUGCAUUGCAUUAUGAUGGCUCCUGAUUCAGGCGAAAAAACUCCAAAUGACUACAAAAGACGUUUCCAUCUGAUGGAAUGUGUAAUUUAACACAUUUUUUGUGAAUAAGAAAUGAAAGUAAUUCAUUUUCUUGUGAUUUUUAUUUUAGCAACUUCCUGUUCAACAUAAAAGGUUACUGUGAUGUCGGGACAAUUAAAGGUACCUAGCAUAUCACACAACUGCUUCUGAAAAUCACAGCUGUGACCAAGUUGUUUAAUGUUCACUCUAUUGUCAUUUCAUUUUAAGGAAACUUCACUUUUAUCAGUGCAUCCCUGCCAACUUUCUCACUUCAGGAGCAAAUUACUUGCCUGCAGAUAUGAAACUUUGCAACUACAUAUUACUGGUUUUCACCAAGCAGGAGGUUGAUGUGGAAAAAAAAUUUUAAGAGAAUAAAAUAAGUUCACAUCAGUUUGAGAUUAAGAGUCCACAUAGAUGACUGUAGUAAGUUUUUAUUUUUGGGUGAUCAAAGCUGAGGAAAAAUAUUUUCUACCUGUCUCAUGUUUCACACUUUCUUUAAAUGAUAAAGCUGGUUAUAAUUGGAUGAUUUAAAAUUUGCUAUGUCAUGCAAAACCAAACUCUGAAUAUCUGACGAGGAAAAAAUUGUGUGUAACAUUUUUUGUGUGAUAUCAGUUACUGAUGCAGGUCACUUCUUAGAGCAUGAGAUUACACAGUUGUAUCACACUAAUCCCAGUAUCCACAACAAUUGUUCUUUACUGUCUCAGAAAUUUUGAACAACUUUUUUUUCUUACCAGAGUUUGUGAAGUUACCAAAUGAAUUGAAAAUAAUAAAGUGUCUAGCAAAAGUAAAAUAAUUCAUAAAUGAGUUUUUUUUUAUUCAUAUACCUUAAAUUGUAUUUACCUAAAUCACAAAAAUCUUCUGCUUACAGAACAAUGCUGGGGAAAGAAAACUGAGAGUAACCCUUUUGAGUUCUGAAUGGAAAGCUUCAAGUAAUGGAGACUUGACAACCAUCAACAGAGAGCUAGCAAUACAGAUGGCUAAACAUCCCAAUGUGGAAGUCAGUGUCUUCUUACCUCAGUUUAGUGAAGAGGACAAGAAAGAUGCUGAUAGUUACAAUGUUACACUCAUUGAAGCAGCUAAAGUGCCUGGCUUAAAACCAGUUCUUUGGCUGGCCUCUGUACCUAAAGGCCAUGCUAUGGAUUGUGUUAUAGGGCAUGGAGUAGAUCUUGGUCAGCAAAUUCCACUCAUAAAGGGAAAUCCAAAUUACAGUCAUUGCAAGUGGAUUCAAGUUGUCCAUACUGCCCCUGAAGAAAUUGGCAUGUACAAAAGCAUUUCUGUAGGUCAACAGAUGCAGCAAACAGAAAUAGAACUGUGUGAAAUGGCUGAUCAAGUUGUAACAAUUGGCCCUAAGCUAACAGCUGCAUAUCAGUACCAACUCAGAAAACAAGAUGUUUUUAACCUGACACCAAGCAUUUUCAUGGAAUUUUUAGAUGUACAGCAAGCAAGUGAUGAAAGAAGAACAUUUUGUGUCUUGGUAAUUGAGAGUGGUGAUAGUGAAGAUUUUUAUGUCAAAGGGUACGAUAUUGCAGCUAAAGCUAUUGCUGACCUAAAGGAUAAAUCUUACCAACUCAAGUUUGCUUCCAAACAGAGAGGAAAAGAAGGUGAAUUAGCAGACAAGUUACUUCAGUGUGGCAUUGGUCGAAAUCAGCUAAGUAUCUGCAGUUUAGAUGAAGACAGGGAAACAUUAGCAAACUUAUUCUCUAUGGUGGAUGUUGCCAUAUUGCCCUCAAAAACUGAGGGAUUCGGGUUGAGUGCUCUCGAGGCCAUAUCCGCUGGUCUUCCAGUACUUGUCAGUGGUAACUCAGGAAUUGCAGAAGCCUUAGAGGAGGUGUCUUAUGGGUCACAGUGUAUAGUGGACUCAGAGGAUCCUGCAGACUGGGCCAGUGCAAUAAAAGCUGUGCAUGACAAAAAAAGGAAUGUGCGACUUGAAGAGGCUAAGAGUCUUCGUGAAAACUAUUUGCAGAAGUUCAGCUGGGAGGAACCUUGCAAUUUCCUUGUUGAAAAGAUGUACAAUCUUGCAUUUGGUAAGUUUUCUCAUAUUGCAUCAGGAAUGCAGAAAAUUUGAAAUAAUGACAAAGCUCACAUGUUCUGCGUUAAAUAUUCAAUUUACCAGUUAGAAGUUGUUUCUAAAUGCUAUAGGGACAGUAGUGUUAUGGAAUAUGACAAAUUUACAUGUAAGAAAACUGGUAAUCCAAGUCUAUAAGUUGGUGGUAAUGGCCAUACAAUACAGUAACUGUUCUUAAUAAAAGUGGUGGCCAAAAGUUGUAGUUUGUGACGAGUUGGUAUGAGACUACCCCAUUUAGAUGUAUUCUAAUCUUUACUUCAGGAAAGAAGAAAACUUGGAAUUCCGAACAUGAGAAUGGAGGGGCAUGUUCAUCCAGUGGUAAGAGCCAUAGAGAAUUAGCACUGACUGAUCAUGUUCAUCAGUAUGAUGAUGUCUUUGCAAAUUUUGUGGAAAAUCAAUGUUCAUAUUUGAUAUUUUAUUAUUACCUAUAAUGUAGCACUCAGUUGUCCAUAAUCAAUGUGACUUCAUCAAACCUUUAUCAAAUUAAUUUUCCAAAAAUCCAAAAUCAUCAGGCUUCUUAUGCUUUUCUCCAGAUCCUGGGUUCAUUUCAUAACAGCUCUAAAAUUAAGUUAACAAAAUAAGAAAUGGAUGAUCAUUCUAGCAAUUCAAGUUCCAAGACAGUAAGAGAGCCAUAUUUUUCCUUGGCUGCUAGAAUGAUACAUGAAUUGUUAUGCAUGUACCUCACAGAAAAUGCCAUUUUGAUGGCAUCCUCCUAAACUUUUGGAUUUACUUUAAUUACUUAAUACUCUACCUGCAGACUUAGGGGCAAGACUAAUUAUCCAGAGGAGUGAAAACUCUGAUGUCCAUCAGUUUACAGUGACUGAACAAGAGCCUUCUGUCAAAGAAAUUGAGCUUCAAGGAGAUGUCAUCAGAAAUAGGAAAUGUAGAGCUCCUAACCCAAGCAAUGUUAACACUGUUGUGAAGAAAAAAAGGGAGGUCUCUGAGGAGGUAUCAGACCCAGUUCCUGGUCCAGGUAUAUUUUAUACCAUUCCAUUCCAUCAAUCAAUCAACUAAUUAGUCCAUCCGUCCAACCAUAAUAACUCAAAUCUUUCUGUCAUCAAUUUGUUAAUCAAACAAUACAUGUAUGUCCAACAAUGAAAAAAUCAAUAGCAUGUAUCAUUUCCACCAAGUAAAAAAAGAACUUUUCCCAGUUGAAAUCCAAAAUCUUGUACCUUCAGAGGAAAAGAAUAUAAAACUUGAGUUAAGAUAUGGUUUUAUUUAAGAAGAGGCUGGAAAUUAGAUCAUGCAGUGGUGUUACUUCCAUGCUGUGGUGUGGUGAGCAAAUAGUUUGGGUGAGGAAAGCUUCAUGAAAGAAAUCUGUCAUUAACAGUUUUUCAGAGGAUUAGAGAAUUUAUUGCAGUAAUUUCACUCAACAUAACUUUGUUUGGUGGGUUGGGAACCUUGUGUCACCUAGAAGGGAAGUCUGACCCACAGAGUUUUCAAUAAAUCACUUUAAGUGAUCUAAAAGGAUUAAUUGGUGUGCAUGCUGCCAGUGUUCAGAAUGUAAAGUUGAUUCUCUGGGUGCAUCUGUUUUGGAUUUAAACUGCAAAAAAAUGUAAACUAAUUAGAGAAAAUUGGGCAUCAAAGUCUUGAAUUUCCAACCCCUGAACCUUUCUUUCAAAACUGUCACAUACACUCUUGUUUCAUUAAUUGUUGUAUUUAUCAACAGCUGCUGUUGAACAUGGAGAUUCUCUGAGCAUUCUUGAGGACAUGAAUUCUUUUGCUGAUAACAACACUCAAUCAAUUCCCUUGCCAGCUACAGAAACUUCUGACAUGAAAGGAGGUGUGUCUGUUGAAACCAGAGGGUGGAAUCCCUUACAUUCUGCUACAGAGGGUGGUAAUGAAGUUAUAAUUGAGACUUUGCUAUCUUCUGGAUUAGACAUAGAUUCAAGGGGUAAUGAUGGUACAACACCCUUAAUGGUGGCAGCUGCUAAAGGAGAAGAGAAGACAGUAGACCUUCUUCUCAGCAAGGGAGCUGAUCCACACCUUAAAAACUUCAUUGGAAGAAAUCUGCUUCAUGCGGCAGCUGAAGGUGGCAACACUUCCAUUGUGAAGAGCAUGCUCUCUCGUGGCAUUGACAUUGAUUCAAAAGAUGAUGAAUCCUCAGUCACCCCACUGAUAAUUGCUGUCAAGGAAAACCAUGUUGAAGUUAUGAAAUAUCUUCUUCAAAAGGGUGCAGACAUAUCUUUGACAACUGGAUCUUACGAGAGGAAUGCUUUACACAUAGCAUCACAGUACGGAAGUGUUGCAGCAAUUGAGAUGUUGCUCUCUUAUUUAAGACCUGACUCAAGAGAUGGAGAGGGAAACACGCCAUUAGUCUCUGCUGCAGCUUGUGGACAGAUAGAGGCUGUAAAUUGUCUUCUUAAACAUGGAGUAGAUCCAUUCCUGAGAGGGGAACAUGGAUGGAGCCUUCUCCACUUUGCUGCUCAGUCUGGCAAUGUCAUCAUUAUUGAGACCAUACUUUCUAAAGGUCUUGAUGUGGAUUCCAGAGGUGAAACUCUGGGUUUAACCCCUCUGAUGGUUGCCAUUAAAUCUGACAAAUUGGAGGCAGCAAAAUAUCUGCUUGAGAAGGGUGCCAAUGAAAGUUUGAAAACCACUAAGAGAGAAAUCCCUAUUUUGUCCAUUGCAUCAACAGUUGGUUCUGUUGCAGCCAUUGAGAUGCUGCUCUCAUGUGGUUGUAGCAUUGAUUCUAGAGAUGAUGGGGGAGACACACCAUUGAUGCAUGCUGCACGUUGUGGAAAUACAAAGGUUGUAGAAUAUCUUCUUGCUCAAGGUGCUAAUCCAUUACUUAGAAAUACAUCAGACCUUGGACUGCUCCAUUUAGCUGCUCUUUCUGACAAUGUUCUCACUAUUAAGGCUGUGCUCUCUAAAAAUCUUGACAUAAAUGCUAUGUGUACAGUCCUUGGUAUCACUCCACUGUUGUUUUGCUUGACACAGGGUAAACUGGAGGCUGCAAACUAUCUGCUUGCAGAGGGUGCUGAUGAAAAUUUGAAAAGUAAGGACGGGUGGACUGUCCUAUCUGCUGCAGCAAUCAGUGGUAACGUUGCAGCCAUUGAGAUGCUGCUUAAGCGUGGUCACAACCCUAAUUCCAGGGAUGGUUGUGAUAAGACACCCUUAAUGUGGGCUGCAGAGAGAGGAAAUAAAGCAGCUGUAGAAUAUCUUCUUCCUCUCACACACUAAAAUGUUGUGAAAGGCCACAGAGGCCCACACUUUUAAUAAUACUUGCACAGGUGUAGUUAGAUGUAAUAAACAUUAGUUUUUAAAUGAAUAGGAGAAAUUCCAAGUUUUUGUUACAUUUAUAAUGGAUUGGAUGAUUAUUGUCUUUAAUUGUAAUUACUCAUAAGUUUGCAUUUAUCUUGAUGGUAAUCCGUGGCAACCAUCCCCAGCCCAUCAGGUGAAAGGUGGCAGAUAGUGAAAGGCCUUCACUGAAGGUUAGCUCCAAAUAAGCUGGCUUCCCAGUGGAUAAGGAGUUGCAGACCAAAGUGGCGGUGUACUUACCAGGAUGGGGUGAGGCUGCAGAUGGCACUGCUUCCUCUAUAAAAUGCUCCAUAAAUCCCAUGACAAGUACAUCAGGCGAGAAAGGGCCGCCUUGAAAGCCCUAGCCCGGGCAGGUGGAGCUCGAUAGCUUGGGAGGGUAAUCCACUUAAGAGAAGGACUACUUCAUCCAAACCUAUCUAGUGCCAGGUGUAAUGGACAAUUAAGUCAUGCAAUUACCCUGGGUUCAAGGACAUGACAGAGAGUCCUUUACCCAUGCUCUAGCUAUGGAUAAAUAGUCGUUCUUUUGAGAGCAGGCUCUUUAGCCAGAAGAUAGGAGAUGCCACCUCUGUUAUAAAAGCUACAGCCCUAUGAAUCUUACAGCCUCUCAACCUGCUGAGCUGCUGUAAAUCUUCCCUGGGCUUAAAGAGUGGGAUUGGUGUGCAUGAACUGGUCCUCACUUGAAACAUACAGAGUGCAGACAGGAAAUAAAGACCUGCAGUGAUGGAGCAUGGCAAAAAUGACAGGUGCUAGAUGGCGCUGAAAUUGCAGAAAUAACUCUGCAUGUAGGUGGUCUAGGGUAACAUGGUCACUUGCUUGUGAACAGAGACAAGCGACUAAGCAGCUCACCCCAAGCAACCUAGCAGCCUUUUCUAGGGUUGCAUUGCUUGCCCUGAAUAGAGAGGGGUCUAGUAAAGAUGACCUAAAAAAAGGUUUGUCUCAUCCUUACCCAGUUGGUUGGCCCAAUCAAUGGGCAUCCCUAGUUUAGCAGUAAAAACUAGUUAAAAGAUUUUAUUAGUAUAAACUAAAAGACAGACAUGGAAACAGAUAAGGACUAUGAAUAUGAAAAUGGCUUGCUGGAAUGUGCAGGCAAUGUAAGACUUGGAAGAUAGUGUUCACCCUCGCACAAAACCCCUCUCUUCGCCUCUCCACCAAAAUUCUGGUAUAUAAGGCUGUUGUCAUCUAUACCUUCUUGUAAGGGGUCAAGGCAUGUGUACUAUUCAGAAAGCAAAUCAAAUGCCUAGAACAGCAAUGCUGCCUUUUCUCCAUCAUGAACAUUAGAUAGCAGGACUACAGAACCAACAAUGAAGUCCUGGAAAAAGCCAAUCUUCCCAGUAUGGAGGCCUUGUUCAUGCUGAGACAAUGAUGGUCUGGCCAUGUCUCCUGUAUGCCUGAUACAUGAAUCCCAAAGGAGCUAUCAGAUGGAAAACGAGACAGAGGGGUUCCAAGAAAAUGCUGGAAAGACUAACUGAAGGGCAAAUUGACUCAGGCUGGCAUCAAACCCAAACAUUGGUAACAGCUUGCAGAAAACCAUGCAGCAUGGUGACUAACAACAAGAAGAGCAGCACAAGAUUUUGAGAUCACAAGACAAGAAGCGGCAGAAGAGAGGAAGAGAUGACAAAAGGAAGCACGAGAGCAGGAUCCAACAGGACCUACCUUCCUGUGCCCUUGAUGUCCUAGGAUCUGCUUAUCAAGAAUAGGACUGAUUAGUCAUCUGAGGGUAUGCCUCCCUUGGCAGGACCUUCCCACAACUGAUCCUUGGAUAUGAAGAAACUACCAUUAUCAUCACCAAUUAUAUUGUGACAAGGCUGUAUGUAUCAUAUUAGAGAUUCAGUUUUUGAGAUCAUGUAGAGACAGCAUGUGUCCUUUAGAGUUCCCACACUACAAUGCAUUUUACUCUGAAGGAAUAACUUGGCUUUUAGAAAACAUUGAAAGGUGUUAUACUAGAGCACAGAUAGGCAUGCAGUUAGUUUCAAUGACUAACUACCCUUGGCCGGGCUAGGAAUAGUUGUCACUCCUCUCAGCUUAGGUGGAGAAAAACAGUACAAAAGACACAUCUAGAUUUGCAGGCUUACCUAUAGAAAAGGCUUGACCCUUUAACUCCCAAGAUCUGAUUGUCAACUCUCCCCUCCAGCUGCUACACAUAUCUUUGUAAUCAGUUACGAGAAUUUGGUUUUCAAUCAAGGUAAUAUCUUGUUCCUGAUAAGUUUGAGUAUUCUCACUACCUGUUUCCUGGAUAAUGUAUGAAUAUAGGGAGAAGUUACAUGUUAAUCACUUCUGGGAGUUAAAGGCGUAAACACCAAGCUUUUUUACAUUUCUUGGUAUAAGGUACAAACUUCAGCUUAUUCUUUCAUCACAAUGUUUAAGAUACUCAUGAACUUUUAUAAAUCCUAGUUACCUGUUAGUAAAUGGAGAUUACUUUCAAUUUUUGUCAGAUGGAUUGAUAAUCAUCUUGUAUAGAUCAGUGUGACAAGCUUAAUUUACUUGUUUUUAAACCUAAUUUAACUUAAAAUCAAGAUCUGUUUAAUUUCCUCUCCUCCCUAGAUUGGUAAAAUUAGCUAUUUGCUAAGUAAGAUUUUUUUCACAGUGAUAAUUUUAACUUUUGAUUUCAAUUUAGCACAAUGCUAAGGGUUAAAAAUACUACUGUAUGCCAUCUUGAGUGUUUUCAUGAAAAAGUGGUAGAAAUUUUCUGUAAGUGACUUAACAAAUAAUGAAAAAGAGCAACUUUUGUGAAAUUUACUCUUGUUGUUCCCGGAAGAUUGUAGCUAUGCAAGCCCAUUCUUAUCACUGAUAAAAUCUAGCAGUGUCUUUCAAAUCUAUUCAUAGAUGAUAAAGAUCCAAUUUCAAACUAGAUUUUAAAAAAUGUGAUGUGGAUUUUGAAUAAUUUCAAAAAAGACUUAGCAAAGUCAUUAGUGGCCUGUGACCUAGCUAUUAGACUAUUAAUGUUUCAAGACUUAACUUUGCGUAAAGAACAAGCAAUAUACAAUGUAUUGAUUUGUCCAGUAUUUCAGAGCACUUCAAUCCAUACUAACCUCAGAAGGCAAAGAACAAUAUCAAGCAGUGAAAUGCAGAUGUGACCUUUGAUCACCUCUACAUUCUAUCUUAGCAAUUACUUGCACUAUAGCAAAACAGAUCACCA